Molecule: messenger RNA, 1941 nt
Organism: Sorex fumeus (smoky shrew)
Lineage: Eukaryota; Metazoa; Chordata; Mammalia; Eulipotyphla; Soricidae
Gene: RIC8A
Product: RIC8 guanine nucleotide exchange factor A
Exons: 10
Coding region: 132-1721 (529 amino acids)
Biological process (GO): G protein-coupled receptor signaling pathway
Cellular component (GO): cytoplasm; plasma membrane
Molecular function (GO): G-protein alpha-subunit binding; guanyl-nucleotide exchange factor activity
Source: RefSeq, a predicted model, not a curated record
CCCCCCCCGCCCGGCCCGGCGUCCCCCGCGCGCCGAGCUGGGGUGGGGCGAGCGGACUCCAGUCCGGAACUGUGGCGCUCGGACUCCCCAGCCGCCCGGGCUGCGGGCUCGGGGUGGGCGUGGGGGGCGCCAUGGAGCCUCGGGCGGUGGUAGAUGCUGUAGAGUCGGGCAAGGAAGACGAGAUUAUGGAGGCUCUGCGCACGUUUAACCGGGAGAACUCGCAGAGCUUCACGUUUGAAGAUGCCCAGCAGGAGGACAGGAAGAGGCUUGCGGAACUGCUGGUUUCGGCCCUGGAACGGGGCUUGCCGGCUGCGGGCCGUGUCACCUGGCUGCAGAGCAUCCGAAUCCUGUCCAGGGACCGAAGCUGCCUGGACUUGUUCACCAGCCUCCAGAGCCUGCAGGCACUUGCCCACCACGCUGGCAUUUCCAGUUCCGACGGGUUGGUCCCCGAACCCCCGGAUAUGGACAUUGUGCUCGAAUCUCUCAAGUGCCUGUGCAAUCUUGUGCUCAGCAGCCCCGUGGCACAGGUGCUGGCCGCAGAGGCCCACCUGGUGGUGAGGCUAUCUGAGCGAGUAGCUCGGUACCGGGAGAGAAUCUUUACUAACGAUGUUCAGUUUUUUGACUUGCGCCUCCUGUUCUUGCUCACGGCACUUCGCAAGGACGUUCGCCAGCAGCUGUUUGAGGAGCUGCAUGGAGUGCGACUGCUGACAGAUGCGCUGGAGCUGACACUGGGAGUGACAAAAGAAGGGCACCCUGAGUGCCUUCCUGUCCAGGAGACUGAGAGGGCCAUGGAGAUUCUCAAGGUGCUCUUCAAUAUCACCUUCGAUUCUGUCAAGAGGGAUGUGGAUGAGGAAGAUGCUGCCCUUUACCGACACCUGGGGACCCUUCUGCGACACUGUGUGAUGGUCGCUGCUGCUGGAGACCGCACAGAGGAGUUCCACGGACAUACAGUGAAUCUCCUGGGGAACUUGCCACUCAAGUGUCUGGACGUCCUUCUCACUCUGGAGCUGAAAUCAGGCUCCCUGGAAUUUUUGGGAGUAAACAUGGAUGUGAUUUGUGCCCUCCUCAGUUUCCUGGAGAAACGUCUGCACCAGACACACAGGCUGAAGGAGAGUGUGGCCCCAGUGCUGAGUGUGUUGACCGAGUGUGCUCGAAUACACCGCCCUGCCCGGAAGUUCCUGAAGGCCCAGGUACUGCCCCCACUUCGGGAUGUGAGGACUCGUCCCGAGGUGGGGGAGCUUCUGAGGAAUAAGCUUGUUCGUCUCAUGACACACCUGGAUACUGAUGUGAAGAGGGUGGCAGCUGAGUUCCUAUUUGUUCUGUGCUCAGAGAGUGUGCCCCGUUUCAUCAAGUACACAGGCUAUGGAAAUGCUGCGGGCCUCCUGGCUGCCAGGGGCCUCAUGGCAGGGGGCCGGCCUGAGGGCCAGUACUCAGAAGAUGAAGACACUGACACAGAUGAAUAUAAGGAAGCUAAAGCCAGCAUAAAUCCAGUGACUGGGAGGGUAGAAGAAAAGCCACCUAACCCCAUGGAGGGCAUGACAGAGGAGCAGAAGGAACAUGAAGCCAUGAAGCUGGUGAACAUGUUUGACAAGCUUUCCAGACACAGAGUUAUACAGCCUAUGGGGAUGAGCCCCCAGGGGCAGCUCACAUCCUUGCAGGAUGCUAUGUGUGAGACCAUGGAGGGACAGCUCUCAUCGGACCCUGACUCAGACCCUGACUGAGACGGCCACUCUUCUCCUUCAGAACCGGUGCUGCUUCCAGAGAUGUCCUUGGGCCAUGACCCCAGGAAGUUACAUCCUUCUCUCCAGCUGGGAGACCUCUUCCUCUUUUCUCCCAAGAAUCUGUUCAUGCUUUGCCACUGGUCCAAUUUCUUCUCUCUAGACCCGUGAGGGAUUUGUCCUGCUGUAACUGGGAUGUUUGGAAAUGAAAUGUUUUCCUUUA